Messenger RNA from Periconia digitata, 2586 nucleotides. NCBI's taxonomy places the organism in Eukaryota, Fungi, Ascomycota, Dothideomycetes, Pleosporales, Periconiaceae. The record is from the annotation of a GenBank genome assembly.
UAUAGUUCCCAUGUGCAUCCUAGACCGGUGUUGUGUUCGGUCGGGCGUAGGAGUCAUGAGACUGUCCUGUCCGCGACCGCGUGCGCCAAGACUUGCUCCUUCCUCGAAUUGUCCUUCCUGCUACACUCUUCCUACACCCGCCUCCUACAGUCUUCUUUGCCUCCAUCUGUCUUUCUCGUAAUCUAUAUGCAUCUCCCUCUCCUUUCGUUCGCCUUGUAUGAUACUGCAUCAUGUUUUAUAGCCACGAAAGUAUGUCAACCACAUUUCGAAUCGCUGCGACACUGGCUAACAGUCUCAGUUCUAACGUCCCGCAAGUACGGCAUUGCAACUGUCUGGCUCGUAGCGACCCUUGGAGCGAAGUCCAACUCCAAGAAAGUCAACCGGAAAGCCAUCCAAGAUGUAGACUUGCCAAAAGCAUGCGAGACCAUCAAAAACCCCGCGGCGCCCAUGGCACUGCGUUUGCAGAGCAACUUGUUGUACGGUGUAAUGCGCGUGUGGUCGCAGCAAUCUGAAUAUGUCUUGUCCGAUUUCGAAUCUUUCCACAACGCCAUGUAUAUGAUGCUACGCUCAAUGCACAAUGAUUCUCUCGAUCCGAAUGCGGGCAAAGCGAAACCCGAACAAUUGAUCCUUCAAGACGACCCUUCGUUUCUUCCCGAGUUUGCUGCUCCACCAGCAGAGCUGCUCGCUCAACUGAAUAUUGGUCUACCGAUCGAUCCUCCUUUUCACGUAGGAGAUUCUCAGUCCCUGACCCCCUUCGGCUCACAGCAGGAUCCAUCCACGCCCGAACCUCCCAUCGGCGGUCUGAUUCUACCUCCCUCUUCCUCUAAUGGUGCAUUCGAUGGUCCAGGUGUUGUCGGUUUCAGCAGUGUCGGGAGAGCAAGCGGCGGACUACCAGAUAAUGAAGGUUUCGAUGAUGCCAUUUCCGACCCAGGCUUUACCUUUGACGAGGACGGGAAUCUCAUUGAUCUCAUCGACCCGGCCUCGCAUGUAAAUGUGGCCGCACAAGGUGAUGUGAGAGAAGCCACGAUGCAGAGCGAUGGCAGGGCCAGUUCCCGAGUGAGACAAGAGCACGAGGAAGGAUUGCAUACCGGUGCAGAGCAACUCGACGACCAAAUGGAUCUGGACUUUCCCAUCCUGGACGAUGAACUUCCCGAUGCGGAACCCUUUGCUUCAACGGCCCAGCAAUCACUUCAUCAUCCGUCCGAAGCUAUUGAAUCCAGCCCAACCGUUGUCGCGACUGUUCGCCGCAAAAAGAGAACCGCACAAGUUCUGCCUGUGGAUACCAACAACGAACUUCGCAGCAAAGAUCUCAUGGAUUGGAACACCAAUUACGUUGCCAACAUGCAAGCUGCAUCUCAAGCCAAGAAUCAAAAGCUUCUUGCGAAGCAAGCGAAGAAGAACGCCGAGUACUGGGUUUGGGGUGCAGGCAUCGGAGGCAUCGGAGCACGGCUUCAAGGCACUGCUGGACCGACACCGUUUGACAUGUUCAUGGGAGAUAAGUUAUUCGAGCACUUUACCGGACUCAGCCGCCACGUGUCUAGAGGAACAAAACGCGAUCGAGAUAGUGGGAUUGAUGACGUGACGCAGGAGGAGUCGCGACGCGUGCGCAGGAAAUCCGACGAAUUCUCAGAGCACAUGGGCCGAGCAGUUGAAGACGAAGCCAUGUUCAUUCCUGGAGGUGACGAUGUAGAACUUCCGCGUGAAGCUUCUGCGGCUCUUGACGAGAACCAGCUCUCUUCGGCCAUGCCAUGGAACAUAUCGGCCUCGCUCCGCGGGUCUUCCGCCGUGCCACGCAGCGCACGUGCUCUGUUGACAGGUUCUAUGGGCGCAACUUCUUCGCUGACCGCUGCACGUCGUGCAGCUCGGCUGGUCUCUGCCUCUCCACUUCAUGGACGCGGUCAGAACAACGAUAUGCAAAACCUCAUGCAGGGUUUCGAUGAAGGUAUUAACAGCUUUGAUGAUUAUGCCGGAUUUGAAGGUCCUGGCUUCAGCUCUGAUAUGCCGGUUGCUGCUACUGCCCCUGCAGAUAGGGAAGAGGAAGAGGAAGAAGGCGGAGUUCGUGAGGUUCUGGGCGUCGAGGGCGAACACUUUAUUGAUUUCGUAGCCGAUGCGAUUGAUGAGAAGCGCCGCGGCCGAGAGCAGGGUGCUGACAAGCAAAUGCCCGGCGUUGAGAACUCUCACAGUGUGAAUGACGACGACAGCGAAGAGGUACUGUUCGAAGAACUGAUUCCCCCUCAACGGAACAACAAGGUCGUUGCCUCGCAGGCUCUAAUGAUGGCUUUGACGCUCGGUUCCAAGGGACUUCUCCACGUGCGCCAGGAUGAAGAAUACGAGGAGAUUGGUCUAUCGCUCACUGACAAGGCCAAAGCCCCACUGCUUGCGGUGCCUGUUCGCGCAGACGAUAUUCAAGCCCGUCAAGACCAAGUUCAAGACAACGAUAACGUCGGUGGUGAAGACGAGGGCAGUGUAGCUGCAGAUGAUGCAAAUGCGGCGGCCGAAGAAGAGAAUGUGGACGGCGGACAAUUUGAAGAGCAGUUCGAAGCUGGCCGGGGAGAUAACCUUCAGGGAGUAACCGGAGAUGACUAG